Molecule: messenger RNA, 1364 nt
Organism: Python bivittatus (Burmese python)
Lineage: Eukaryota; Metazoa; Chordata; Lepidosauria; Squamata; Pythonidae
Source: RefSeq, a predicted model, not a curated record
AUGGUGCUAGAAGGAAGCCCUGAAGCGGUGAGUUCUCAUUCGCUUGACCUCCGUCGAGCAUGUCCCCAGAACGGACGCUUUUACCCUUCGGCAGGGGACAGUAUCCUGUUAACCAAAAAACCGGUGAAGUACGGGGAGCUGAUUGUCCUGGGGUACAAUGGCUGUUUGCCGAAUGGGGACAAGGGUCGCCAUCGCAGUCGCCUGGCGCUGUACAAGCGGCCCAAAGCCAAUGGGGUUAAACCCGACGUCAUCCAUCAUAUCUCCACACCCCUGAUGUCCAAAGCGUUGAGCGACAGAGGUCAACACAGCAUCUCCUAUACCCUUUCCCGAAGCCAUUCAGUAAUUGUGGAAUAUACUCAAGACAGCGAGACCGACAUGUUCCAGAUUGGCCGCUCUACGGAGAGCAUGAUUGAUUUUGUGGUGACAGACACAACCCCGGGGACCAACUCCUCCGUGGACGGACAGUCGGCCCAAAGUACAAUUUCACGCUUUGCCUGUCGCGUCAUUUGUGAGAGGAACCCUCCAUACACUGCCCGGAUUUACGCUGCUGGCUUCGACGCUUCCCGCAACAUUUUCCUUGGAGAGAGGGCUGCCAAGUGGAGGACUCCAGACGGGCUCAUGGACGGGCUGACCACCAACGGCGUGCUUGUGAUGCACCCCAACGGUGGCUUUUCCGAAGACUCCACUCCAGGGGUCUGGCGGGAGAUCUCGGUGUGCGGGAACGUCUACGCUCUGCGUGACAGUCGCUCCGCACAGCAGCGGGGAAAGCUGGUGGAGUUGGAGUCGAACGUGCUCCAGGACGGUUCCCUGAUCGACCUCUGUGGAGCCACGCUGCUGUGGCGGACCUCGGAGGGCCUCCUGCGCACGCCGACCCUGCAGCAGCUGGAGGUGCUGCGCCAAGAGAUCAACGCUGCCCGGCCCCAGUGCCCAGUGGGCUUCAGCACCCUGGCGUUCCCCAGCCUGGCCCAGCGGGGCGUGGUGGAGAAACAGCAGCCCUGGGUCUACGUCAACUGUGGCCACGUCCACGGCUUCCACAACUGGGGCUUUCGCAAGGAGAAAGGGAGCCUGGAACGCGAGUGCCCCAUGUGUCGGAGGCUGGGCCCGUACGUGCCUCUCUGGCUGGGCUGCGAGGCAGGGCUGUAUCUGGACGCCGGACGCCCCACCCACGCCUUCUGCCCCUGCGGCCACGUCUGCUCCGCCAAGACUGUCCAGUACUGGUCGCAGAUCCCUCUGCCCCACGGCACACACGCCUUCCACGCAGCCUGCCCCUUCUGCGGCACCUGGCUGACGGGCCAGCAGGGUUUUGUCCGCCUCAUUUUCCAGGGACCCCUCGACUGAGCUGGGGAGGGGGGCAGCGUGGCCCG